AAUCUUUCUAGCCUUCACCCAUAGAAAAAUGCGUCUCGAGUGAAAUCGUCUUUCCAAGCAUCAAAAUUGGACAAUGCGCAAAUACAUACGUUUUGUUGCCUUUUGCUCUUGCGUUGAUAUACUGCGCAAAAGCAGAGAUAAUAAUCUCGAAAGACAAAAAUUGAGCGUACAAAACUAAUAUGGCAACCAUACAAGUAUCUCUUCAAGUAGAUAAAACAGUCUCUUGUAAGCAGAAUCGGUAAAUCUCACGAUCGGCAGAGCGUAUAAAUUGAAGCGCGCGCAAAAGCAUUGGUGUAACUUGUCCUUUUCCACCUCCACAGAUACAACAGCCAUGACUCAAGAAAGCAAACUGAAGAAUAAGGUCGCCGUCGUUACAGGAGGAUCUAAAGGAAUUGGUAAAGCGCUUGUUACUGCACUCGUUGAGCAAGGAGCCAAGGUCGUUAUUGGAGAUAUUUUAGUCAACGAAGGAGAAGAGCUAGCCAAAGCAUUGAACAGCAAGCAAUCAGAUAAUAUCGCAGUCUUCGUACGCACUGAUGUGACAUCCUGGGAUGAUAACAAGAAGCUGUUUGCAACGGCCGAGAAAGAGUUCGGUGGCGUCGAUAUCGCUUGCUUGAAUGCAGGUAUAUCAGAGCACCCAGAGACUCUUUUUGGACCGCUUGAAGGGGAAUCCAUGACAUUGAAGAUAAAUUUAGAUGGUGUGAUUAAGGGCAACCGAGUCGCUAUUUUGCAUCUUGCAAAGAGGGGAGGAGGAGUCAUUGUCAAUACUGCUUCACUUGCAGGCUUUGUAGGCACAAGCGUAAUUCCGCACUACACAGCAUCGAAACAUGGCGUCGUUGGCUGGACUAGGUCAAUGCAACCAAUGAAAGACGUCGCCAACGUCCGUGUGAAUGCUGUGUGUCCAUACUGGGUGGAGACUGACAUACUUAACGGUAUUAAAGUUCCUGGCACUGGCUUUAUCGAUGUAUCGCCGAAGGUACCCAUGGAGACAGUAAUGGAUGCGUAUAUGACAGCCAUUUUGGAUGAAAGCCAGCAUUGCCAGACUAUUGUAGCCCUGCCUGACGGCGUUCAGGUCCAACCUGCCUUCAAUCUAUGGGAAUCAUGUGUGACGGAGGAAAUGAUACAAUCCAAAAUGGUAGAUUACAAAGAAGAGGUGGAAGCGCUGAAGUCUGGAUUGAAGGAAGCUCGUAUGCGAGCAAACAUAUAAGUUGGUGAUAAGCACUGAUGGUGAUGAACGUACCAUGACGUUUAGGAAGGGAUACCUCCUUGACCGAGAUACAUGCCUUUUUUUAAUUCCUUGGGUUCGCUUGCCCAUAACUAAAUAAAUA
Messenger RNA from Umbelopsis ramanniana AG, 1325 nucleotides. RefSeq lists its product as uncharacterized. Gene Ontology annotation, molecular function: oxidoreductase activity, acting on the CH-OH group of donors, NAD or NADP as acceptor. The transcript has 9 exons. Gene Ontology annotation, cellular component: cytoplasm. NCBI's taxonomy places the organism in Eukaryota, Fungi, Mucoromycota, Umbelopsidomycetes, Umbelopsidales, Umbelopsidaceae. The coding region runs from base 332 to 1204 and encodes 290 amino acids. The record is from RefSeq and is a predicted model, not a curated record.